AACCCUCAAGAAAUCUUAGACUAACAAUUCAUGCAUCAAGAUUCCUUGCCAUAAAUAUUAGCUCAUGAUCUUCAUCCUCUCAACCCAAAACAACAUAUCUUAAAACCCCAAAUUCAAAAAAGAAAGAUCGUUGUUAGAGAUUGCAGUCCAGUUUGUGAGAUGGGAAAUUGCGUGUUCAAAGGAUUAGGAGAAAUGGAAGAAAUGAUCAAAGUGGUUACUUCAAACGGGGGAAUAAUGGAGCUUCGUGCACCCAUCACAGCUGAAAACAUAACCAACGAGUUCCCAGGCCACGCCAUAUAUAGCACACGUGACUCUUUCUCUCAACCUCUUCUACACAACGAAGAGCUUCAGUCAGGUCACUUAUAUUAUCUCCUCCCACUCAACGGCAAAUUCACAAGGCAAAACACCAAUCUAUCUUCCUCUUCGUCAUCUUUAGUAACACCGUAUCGCAUGUCGCUAGAUAAUCAACAGAUAUUAAAGAGAAGCGAGGCUGAAGUGUUACCAAGGCACAACAGCAAUGGUGUUUGGAAGGUUAAGCUAGUGAUAAGUCCAGAGCAGUUGGCAGAGAUAUUGGCACAGGAGGCUCGAACAGAAGCAUUAAUUGAGAGCGUGAGGACAGUGGCUAAGUGUGGUAAUGCAGUCUCUUCUUCGGUGGCUAAUUCAGAUCAGCGGAGUGUGUCCAGUAGUUGGAAGGGAUUGGCAAAGAAACAUGGUGCGGGUACUUAGUGAGAACAUCUUUUUUUGUAUGUGUAGUAAAUUAAUAGGUAUAAUGUCUAGUAAUUAACAAUAUUACAUGUGAAUUGAAUUGAAGUAUUAUCUUAAGAAA
Messenger RNA from Mangifera indica (mango), 826 nucleotides. RefSeq lists its product as uncharacterized. The record is from RefSeq and is a predicted model, not a curated record. Bases 160 to 726 code for a protein of 188 amino acids. NCBI's taxonomy places the organism in Eukaryota, Viridiplantae, Streptophyta, Magnoliopsida, Sapindales, Anacardiaceae. The transcript has a single exon.